GUCGGUGUGGUUGUCUUUGUGUUCUUUAGGCUUCCUCGAGCAGCAUGGCCUCGGGGUGGAGAGAUGGAGAAGAAGAAGAUUGAAGAAUUCUUUGGACAAAUUGCUGAUCGGACAACUUCCACUUCUUCGACGUUGCUUCGUGUGAAAGAAGAAGAACUCGCACGUGAAGCGGACGCCGCCUGGCAAGCUGCUGCUGUGCUCUCCGACCUUGCAGAGGCACUUGAAGAAGAAAGCGAAAGAGGACUCGAAAAAGGACAUGAGAAGCAAGAAAAAGAAGAAAAGGAGAAGGACGGAAAGGAGAAAGCUUCGGCUUCGGAGACCAACUACGAAAGUACGGAAAGACCAGAAUCACAAGAUCCACCAGGUUCGCAUAGAGAAGGGGAAGGUUCGUCAAGAUGUCCAUCCCAAACGGUCGAGUCGAAGAAAGCGGACGAAAGCGAAGCAUCCAGAAACUCGAAACCAGAUAGAAAGGAGAAUCUCCAGAAUCCAGAGGCCGAUAGUGAUGAAGAUGUGGCCAUACGUGCCGCGGAGGCGUUGGGUUCAUUGGCAUCCUUCAUGGAGGUGGCGGUGGACCCUCGCAAGCCGAUGGCCAGCGCCAAUCCCGUCGAACCGAAAGCAGCACGGCGGACGGCAGCGAAGGCGGGCGCCACGGGCGCGAGGGUGGAGAAGAGUCCGACGAAGCGCAAGAACAGUGCCGUGUCCAAGGCAUCAGUGAAAGAUUUGCGCACAAAGCUGCAGAAAACUCGAGAAGAAGAGCUCUCACCCUUGCGAAGACACAGAGAUGAUGGCAGACGAGAAAGGGAGAACACAAAAGAGAAACCAGAGAAAGAAAAGGACGUGAAAGAUGAGAAGGAGAAGAAAAUGGAAGUGAAGAAGGCCACAGCUUCUGAAGAAUUGAGGGCCAAGUUGUUGGAAGCCAAGCAGCGGAUUGCAAAGAAAGACCAAAGCCGCGAAGUUCUGAAAGACAAGAAAGACAAAAAGGAGAAGAAAGAGAAGAAGAGGGAGAAAAAGAUGGACAAGGAGAAAAAGGAGAAAGACGGCCAGGCAGUUCCAAUUCGCCCCGCAGUUCAGCCCAUGCCCAAACAACAGGCCUUGCCUUUGCUGUGCCGCGAAGAGAAGAAGCAGGAGACGGAGGAAAAGAAUUUGGAGACGAAGAUUGCUGAAGCUAAAGCACGGCGAUUGGAAGAGCUGCGAGAAAGAGAGGCCCAGAAAGUGCAACAAGUUCAUUCCAAAGCAGCUGCCCGGAAGAAGAAAGAAGUGGAAGACUCCGUGCGUGAAUUGGCUCGGAAGCUCUCCCAAGACAUUUUGGAGAUCUCGGAGAUCAUCAACGUGGAGAGUAUCAAAGAAGAGAACGUGAAGCGUGAAGGAAGGGUGGGUCAUUUUGGAGGAAAUCCCGUCAAGUCCGAAAUGGUGAAUACUGCAAGUACGACAAGUACGACGAGUACUGCGACGAGUACUGCGAGUACUUCCGGUCUGUUCGGAGUGAAAUCCGAAAGUGCACCGAGCACCGCAAGCGCCACCGCUAGUGGCGCUAGCACGAAGACAGAGACCAAGUCCGAGACUCUUGCUGAAGAAAGUGCUGCCUUGCGAGCGCUUGUGAUCUCACCCGAGAUCUAUGCGCAGCAAAUGUCACAGUUGACCUCGAUGGCAACACCAGAGGCCGUUGCACUUUCCUGUCACUCACUUGGGAGCUCUGGGGAACGGCACACUCAGCUUGAGAGCGAAAGUGAGAAGCCCACGGUUUGCACCAUUGGUUGGGAACCCAACGUGGAAGCUCACGUCAUGAUCAAACUCUUGGAGGGGUAUCGCAUCGGCUCCAUCAUUGACGCGAGACCACCGGAGUUCAACUGUGACGGCUUUGGCGGUGCUUGUGCAGCACAUGGCUGGACCUACGAUCGGCAGCCGGUGCUGUCCAUCCAUCCUUACGAUCUGGGCCCCAUGGGGCCAGUGGCCUUCAAUACCAUUGGUCGAAUUGUAUCUCAAGCCAGGGCUUCGGUCGCGGCUGGUAGCGAUGGCAGCUGCCGCCGGCAAUGCAUUUUGUUUGCCGGGGAUCAAAGCUGGCAGGAGGAAUGCAACUGGCACAUCGUUCAGCGACUGCGCGGUUGCGCCAUUGAAGUACAGCAGAUCAGUUUGGACAGAUAUUGGGAUGAAGCUGCUGUUUUUGAGGAAGAGGCUGAGAAAGGUGGGGUGAUCGUGGCCGGGCCACCCUUGACACAAGUGGUGGAUGAGUUGCGUUCACAAGUUGGCCUUCCCAAAAUCGGUGAUGAAAGAGAUCGUCAGCUCAUGGUGACAGCACGAGCUGGUUUGGAAACUUGGGUGGCGAAAAAAUUCAAACAAGAUCUUCGAUUGAAAUCAAAAGUUCUUGGACCAGAAGCCACCCUAAAAGAACGAAUUGAUUGUCUUCGUGAAGCGUGUCCUGAACUCUCUCGCGUCGUCAGCAUGGCACAUUUUUUACGGAUGAUUGGGAACAACAGCGCUCACACAGGUGGCGCAGCCAUCCCACCUCGCUACCAACUAGUGCAGCUGGUGCAAAAACUGACUUUUGAGAUUAAAGAAGCAGACGAAGUGGCCAAAGCACACAGUGAAGCUGACAAGAAAUGGGAAACCGCAGAACCUUUCGCCGCUGUACUGGCCAAAAUUUCUGGAGAAGCGCAGAGCUCUCCUCAAGCACCAGUGAGUGCUCGCUUGCAACUACAGCAGUCGGUGAUACUACCGCAAGAUGGAGAGCACAAGGCCACCUUGGUCUAUUUGCAUCCCUUUGGAUCAGGGAACGUUCGAUAUUUGCAAGGGAAAGCGGCCUUCGCAGCCAAAGGGCUCCGAAUCGUUUUGCCGCUUGCCCCCAGUAUUCCCGUGACCGCCUACAAGAAAAGACAAUGCAUCAGUUGGUUCGAUUACUAUGGAGAUUCGUUGAAUCCUUCAAGUUUGGAAGCAGACCCCUUGAGCUUGGAAGACGUGCGAGUGCGCAUCAGCUUGACCUUGGAGAGAGAAGCAACCCUUUUGGGCGAGAAUGGUCACAAGAGAUUGUUGGUGGGUGGUUUGGCACAAGGAGGAGAAGCUGCGCUUCACGCUGCCUUGAUGCAUCACCAAGUUGUUGGAGGUUUUGUUGGUGUUUGCACCAACCUUUUGCCCUGUACUUUGCCCGAGGGCAAUGGCCGGAUGAAGUUGCACUUUUUUGGCUAUGAUCGUGACCCAAAGGUAUGGUCAACUCAAACACGAGAUGUGCUCCUUCCACACCAUGACUUGAUUGAACAUGGAGAUAUUUUUGGAACAACGUCAUUUAACUUGGCCAGGAUUGAUUUCAAGUUGGAGGCUCAGUGCUUGCACUGUGCGUGUGAAGCCGUGCUUGCAGAAGAUUCGCCAGAAGGUGAGGGUGAAGCGGAAAAUGCUGCACCAGUGGAGGGAGGGGAGGGAGGAGAGGAACUGGGAGAGCAUGGAGAGCAAGAGAUGGAAGAGAAAGAGGAAGAGGCGGAAGAGGAAGAGAAGGAAGGUGAGGAAGGUGAGGAGACUGCCGGUGGCGACGUGGUCGACCCAUUGCUGAAUGAAAUGGCAGCGGCCAUCGGCAUCGAUCCUGAAGCAGUGCCUUUGCUCGAUGAGCUUUCCGAAGAAGAAAUCCCCGGUGAAUCACUAGAAGCGAAUCCAGAAAGAGAAGGCGAAGACGAAGGUGAAGGCGAAGGACAGAAAAAAGAGGUCGAAGGAGCACAAAGAGCACCCGAAGCCGAAGAAGUUGUGAUGUCAGAUGGAAAUCAGGUGUCGCUUGUCGAUUCGGAACCUGUGGUUUUGAUGAAGGCAACGGCGAAAGUCUUACCUUCCAAAAGGGCUCGGACUUCCUACGAACAGGACGGACAGAGGGACCUCACGGAGGACGAUGCACAAGCAGAAGCACCAGCACAAGACAAGACUGAGAAGUCGACGUGAAGGCAUUUGAUAAACCCAGAUAAGGCCGAGUGUCAAAAGAUGUGCGCACAUCUGUGACGCCGAUUGUGUUGUGACGUUUUGUGCCGCAAAACGCGCAUGGUUUUUUCGC
Molecule: messenger RNA, 4024 nt
Organism: Durusdinium trenchii
Lineage: Eukaryota; Dinophyceae; Suessiales; Symbiodiniaceae
Source: the annotation of a GenBank genome assembly